GCCUCAACCUUCCGAACAGGCAAGAGGCUAACUCCUGGGCCACAGGCCUCAGGGAGAGACACUAGGCCCGGCGGGGCCUACUCUAAAAGGUGGAUCCCUCUCGUGGUUCGGCGUCUCCCCUCAGGGUAUCCUCUGUCGUUCACAUUUGCUUUUCUGUCUGCGACAGCGUUUUAGUUCAGGAAACUGUUGCAAUUGUCAGUCAUGACACAGCCUCCCAAGGGCUCUGUGGCUCAGUUCCUCCCGAAGCCUGAGUCCUGGGGAGGACGCGGAUUGACGUUCCAGUGAUGGACGUCAAUGGCACUCUGCUGGGCAACUGGAGCCUUUGGGACGAGGACUGGGGGAAGGAGGAGGAAGAGGACUACCGUGACCACCAGGAGGAGGCGCUGUUGAACCAUACCGAGCCCAUCAGGAAGUCCCUCAGCGUCAUGUCCAUGUUGGCCUACGCCACCAUCUUUGCCCUGGGCAUCCCCGGCAACAUCGCCGUGUUGUGGAUCGUGGGUUUCCUGAUGGCCAGGCGCCCAGUCACCGUCUGGUUCCUCAACCUCGCGGUGGCCGACCUCCUGCUGUGCCUCACCCUGCCCUUCCUGCUCACCCAGUUGGCCGUGGACUACCAGUGGCCCUUCGGCCCCUUCCUCUGCAAGCUGCUGCCCUGGCUCACCGUGCUCAGCAUGUACGCCAGCGUCUUCGUACUGACCGGCAUCUCGGUGGACCGCUGCCUGGCGGCGCUGCUGCCUCUCUGGUUCCGCAGGCAGCGCUCUCUGGGCCGGGCCCGGCUCUCCUGCGCCUCAGCCUGGGGCCUGGCCCUGCUGAUGUCACUACCCAGCCUCCUGUACCGGAGGACGGUGCAGUUCGCUGCCGGGUUCCCCGUCCGGUGCGUCGCCGACUACGGGGAGGAGCUGGGGCCUAGGCAGCGCGCCGUCAGCCUGACCCGCUUCGUCUUCGCCUUCCUGCUCCCCCUGGUGGUCAUCGCCGCCAGCAACGGCCUCAUCGCCCACAGCCUCUGGGCCUCCCGCUUCUCCCAGCCUCAGAGCCGGAGGCCCUGCCGCCUCCUGCUGGUGGUGCUGCUGGGUUUCUUCCUGUGCUGGACCCCCUACCAUGUGGUGGGCCUGCUCCUCCUGUCCGGCGACUGGCGGCUCCAGCACUGGGCCCGGACGGUCGACCCUGCCGCCAUCAGCCUGGCCUACCUCAACAGCUGCCUCAACCCCUUCCUGUACGCCUUCGCCGGGCGCCAGGGCCGUGGGCAGCUCCGCAGAGGACUGAGGGGGCUGCUGGAGGGCGCUUUCGAGGAGGAAAGCUCCCUGGCCUCCACCCGGCCCAAGCCCACACUACCGACGGUCAACGAGAAGACAAAGACCUCAGGCCUAGAGCUCUCUGGAUCGGUGGACCCGUCUUGUGUGACAACUUGACUCGGCCGCUCCCGCCAGGACCUCUCCUCUGGAUGCACGGAAGUCUCCAGAUGGCCAACUUAACACCCUCAUCCCCACCUCCCUCUUUAUAAGUACUCGAGAUGGUCAAUUUAACCAUCCCCAGCAACAAUCUCUCUUUAUAUGUACUCGAGAUGGUCAAUUUAACCAUCCCCCAGCAACAAUCUCUCUUUAUAAGUAUGUAAGAUCAUUGAUAUUGUUUUCAAGAUGAUGAUAUGUACUGUGCCUUUAAGAGAGGUCAUGCUGGGGCUGGACAAUACUCUGGCCCGGCCGCACUCGGGGAGUGUCGCGUACAGUUCCUGGUCACCGCGUUAUAGGAAGGACGUGGAAAGGGUGCAGAGGAGAUUUCCCAGGGAUGUUGCCUGGUGAUGGAGGGAAGGUCUCACGAGGAAAGGCUGAGGGACUUGAGGCUGUUUUCGUUAGAGGUGACUUAAUAGAGACAUGGAAGAUAAUCCGAAGGUUAGAUAGGGUAGACAGUGAGAGCCUUUUCCCUCGGAUGGUGUUGGCUAGCACAAGGGGACACAGCUAAAAACUGAGGGGGUGAUAGAUAUCGGACAGAUGGCAGAGGGAGUUUCUUUACUCAGAGAGUAGAAGGGGGCGUGGAACGCACUGCCUGCAACAGUAGUAUACUCAUUAAAUGGGCAUUUAAAUGGGCACUUGGCUAUGAAAUGGAGACCUGAGUUCUGGUUGCUGUUUUGACAACAAUUUGAAUUUAACCAACCAGUUUAAAUUAUGCCCCAGGAUACUAAAACCCAAUGAGUUUGAAUUUAUUGUUUUGCCAACCUUGAACAAAUGACACACACACACAACCACAGACACUCACAGACACUCACACACACACAUCUACACAGACACACACACUCACACACACACUCACACACACACAUUCUACACAGACACUCACACACACAUCCACACUCACAUGCUCACACUCAGACAGACACUCACACAAACACACACACACGGAUACACAUACACACCCACACACUCACACAAACACAAACACACUCACACAUACACGCACCCAUGCACUCACACAAACACACUCACAGCCACUCACUCACACAUGCACCCUCUCACAAACUUAGACCCCUUUACACACUCUCUCUCUCACACACACACAUAUACACUCUCCCUCACAGAUACUCACAACCCUCCACCUUUGACACACACACUCACACCCACACUCUCACACACUCACACACUCAUAAUUGCACCCACACACACACCCACACACAAACACUCACACUCACACACACGCAACCACACAGACACUCACACAUACUCACACCGACAGACACAAACAUGCACACACAAAAAACCACACAGACACACACACACAUCCACACACACAGCCCCACACUCACAUAUGCACCCUCUCUCAGACUUAGACCCUCUUACACUCACACGCACACAUAUACACCCACAUACUCACACUCACACAAACACACCCACCCACACACUCACACCCACACAAACACACUCACACACACGUACACACACACACACCCAGACAUUCAUACUCACACAUUCACACAUACACAUAUACGUUGGUGUGGGGUGAAUUUGUCCUUGCUGAGUUACAUUAUACUUUGCUCAAAACCUGCACGAAUCCAUGUAAGUCUCUGUUAACUCACUUUUUAGAUUAGAAUCGGUCUAGACAUUACGGCACAGACAACAGCACACAGUGGAGCUAACACCUUCAACACAUUAUCUGGGCUGACACCAAUUGUUAAAGUGAACCUGAGAAUGUAACUUUUAAAAAAAGUUUUGUGAAUUACACAUGAAAGAAGUGAAACUAACAUGGUCAUUCUAACAGAUGACAGACUUAACAAACAACCAAGAUAUUUUUCAAUGUAUAAUUUCAGCUCCAUCACACUGUACAUUUUUGCUAUAAAUUCUGUGUCUUACAAUCGUGUAUUCCUCAACCACCUGAUGAAGGGGCAGCGCUCCGAAAGCUAGUGCUUCCAAUUAAACCUGUUGGACUAUAA
This is a messenger RNA of Hemiscyllium ocellatum (epaulette shark), 3415 nucleotides long. RefSeq names its product C3a anaphylatoxin chemotactic receptor-like. Gene Ontology annotation, molecular function: G protein-coupled receptor activity; complement component C5a receptor activity. The record is from RefSeq and is a predicted model, not a curated record. NCBI's taxonomy places the organism in Eukaryota, Metazoa, Chordata, Chondrichthyes, Orectolobiformes, Hemiscylliidae. Bases 285 to 1406 code for a protein of 373 amino acids. The transcript is spliced from 2 exons. Gene Ontology annotation, biological process: complement receptor mediated signaling pathway; phospholipase C-activating G protein-coupled receptor signaling pathway; positive regulation of cytosolic calcium ion concentration. Gene Ontology annotation, cellular component: plasma membrane.